AUGAAAAAGCGUAGCUCGUUGAUUCGGCUUCUCAUAAGCGUGGCAGCUACCACAGUAUUUGCUUCUGACACCAGAAACGGGGGCCAAAACACUGACUACGUGAUUGUCGGGGGUGGUCCAGCGGGCUUGGUUCUUGCUGAACGACUGUCGCGCGAUGGCACAAGCAGCAUCGUACUCCUAGAAGCUGGCCCGAGGGACUUCAACGCUACCUUGCUCAAUACUCCUGCUCUCUUCCCUUUCAUCGCGGAUCCUUUAUGGAAUUUCACAGGACAGCCGGAUGAGAAUCUGGCCGGAAAUUCCGUACAGAUCCCUCAGGGCCGAGUCGCCGGGGGAGGUACGGCAGUCAACGGGAUGGCCUAUUGCCGUGGUGCGGCUUCAGUGUAUGACGAAUGGGCUUCGAUCUCUGGGAAUGAAGGUCUUGCUUGGAAUUCGCUUUUGCAAGACUUCCUCGAAGUCAGUCACUAUGCUGAGACUGCGAGUGUCAGUGGUGAUCAGAAGCAAAUAGUGAACCGAACAGUUUACGGUCGUGGAAAAGCAGGAGUUGAAGUCAGCCGCUCGAGUAUCAUGGUUGGCUACGAGGAGCUGUUCUCUCAGACAGCGCAAAGCGAGCUGGGCCUGCACGAGGUCGACAUGAAUGACGGAACCGGCAUCGGUGUCGACCGGGGCUUAUUAUCCAUCUACGCUCGAAACCACUCACGCUCCUAUUCCGGCAAUGUGUACAGACCGUCGAUCGAAGUCCGCCCAAAUGUGCAUAUCCUGUACAAUGCAUGGGUGUCACAUAUCGGCUUCGAUGGCAACAGAGCAGUCAACGUGACGUACCACCAACAGUCUGGGAAUAGAGAAGACAGCGCUGUUACUCUUAGAGGCAGCGAGAUAAUACUGAGUGCUGGCGCUAUCAACUCGCCAAAGUUACUCAUGCUUUCUGGUAUAGGACCUAGGGCAGAGUUGGAAAGACACAACAUCCCUGUUAUUGCUGAUCGACCCGAGAUCGGAUCCAAUCUGCAUGACCAUGCACUCUCCGUCAUGUUGUAUAAUGCCGCCCCAGAGUUGCUAACUGUAUGGCAAUGGACUGAAAAUUCCACCGAGACUGUCAUUGCGAAAGAGCAGUACGCGAGCAAUAGCUCUGGGCCUCUCGGCACUGGUAAUGGGUUUGUCUAUGCUACUUUUCGUGUCCCAGACUCCGCGUUCGCUGGACUAGACGCCAUCCACUAUACCACGCUGCCGACCGAUCGGCCCCACGUUUUGAUCCAAGUUACUUCGAUACCUCUCCUGGCCGGCGUCAACUCGAGCGCGGUCACGGCGUGGGCCUCUCUCGUCCAGCCGGAAGGGGUCGGUCGUGUUGGCCUGCAUUCGUCCGACUAUCGAGACAAUCCAGUGAUUGAAACCAACUUCUACGGCUCUGAUGCCGACAAGGCGGCUAUCCUCUGGGGUUACAAAAAGUUGCGCGAGGUCAUGGGUCACAGCGCACUUCAGACGAUUCUGCCAGGCGAGAUCUAUCCAGGCGCCAACGUGACGACGGACGAGGAUGUCUGGAAGGCCAUUCAAGCGCAGACAUUUUCGUAUCGCCACCCUAUAGGCACCGUUGCAUUGGGGACGGCGCUGGGGAGCGAUUGGCGCCUGCGAGGCCUCGAGGGCAUUCGCGUGGUCGACUCGAGCACAUUUCCAUUUCCCACGACUUGUCACCCGCAAUCCGCCGUAUACGCCCUAGCUAAUCGAGCAGCGAAGGAUAUAUUAAAGUCGGACAAGGGCUCACGUGGCACGAUGAGAUAUGUUUCCAACCUUUUCUCUUGGGCGGGUUAUAACUAG
This is a messenger RNA of Talaromyces proteolyticus, 1806 nucleotides long. Its product is annotated as putative glucose-methanol-choline oxidoreductase. Lineage: Eukaryota; Fungi; Ascomycota; Eurotiomycetes; Eurotiales; Trichocomaceae. Gene Ontology annotation, molecular function: oxidoreductase activity, acting on CH-OH group of donors; flavin adenine dinucleotide binding. The transcript has 2 exons. Bases 1 to 1806 code for a protein of 601 amino acids. The record is from RefSeq and is a predicted model, not a curated record.